This is a messenger RNA of Lottia gigantea (owl limpet), 876 nucleotides long. RefSeq lists its product as hypothetical. Gene Ontology annotation, biological process: regulation of transcription by RNA polymerase II. Gene Ontology annotation, cellular component: nucleus. Gene Ontology annotation, molecular function: RNA polymerase II transcription regulatory region sequence-specific DNA binding; DNA-binding transcription factor activity, RNA polymerase II-specific. The annotation marks the transcript as partial. NCBI's taxonomy places the organism in Eukaryota, Metazoa, Mollusca, Gastropoda, Lottiidae. The transcript is spliced from 2 exons. The record is from RefSeq and is a predicted model, not a curated record.
UGCGAUCAUUGUAGCCUGUUGUUCGAGUCCGACAUGAAAUUGAUGGAGCAUAUGCAGGCAAUGCAUGAGGUCGAAGCUGAUUUUAAAUGCCGUGUUUGUGGGAAAGGAUUCAUGCUGCAGUCUAGACUUCUACAGCAUGAGAAGAAAGUCCACAGAGCUAUUGACCAGCUCUGCCAUCUUUGUCCAGCAGUUUUCAAAAAUCCAAGAUCUUUGGAAAAGCAUUUAGAAAGCCACACCUCUGGUGAAUGGGACAAGAUGGAAGCCAAAAAGAUUUGCCCUCAUUGUAAGAGGAAGUUCGACAAACCUACGACCUUGCAGGCUCACAUUAAGGCGCGGCACAUGGACGGUAACAGAGGAACAUCUUCAGGAAUGGUCAGUCGAUGUUGGACUUGCCAAGCAGAAUUUUCCACCGCCAAAGAUCUGCGAAAGCACAUGAUAGCCGAACAUGUUCUCCAUGGGCACAAGUAUCAUUGUACUCUUUGUAAGAAGGUCUUCGAUUCCAUGGAUGACCUUUCCAAGCACAAGACAGAGAUCCAUAGUGGCGGCAUAUCCCUUCAUUGUCCAUUCUGUGGUAUAGGAUACAUGGCGAGACAUACUCUGAUCUCGCACAUCUCAAACAACCAUCUUAACAGAGAGACUCCUUACAAAUGUCCCUUCUGCCCAAGCAAGUUUGUCAGAGCUGUCUUCCUUCAGAAGCAUAUUGGUGUAGUCCAUGACCUUGUUGCUGAGAAAUGUAUCUUUGAAGAAUGUGAUAUGACGUUCUUACGAGAAAAAGACGUCGUUGAACACAUUCUGGAUUCCCAUAAAGAGCACUUCCCUCACGAAUGCGACAUCUGUGGACAGCGUUUCUCAAAAGACAAGUAUGUCACAAGCCAU